GAAGAAAUGAACUGGCUCUAUUUAUAAGAUGCAAAGACUUGAAAAAAUGAACAUUUUUCAUUUGAUUCUGGUUCUAAUUUUCCAACAAAUUCAGUGGUGUACAAGUCAGAAUAUAUAUUGUCAAGAAGCUGUUGACAGUGUGACCGUCGUGGAAUCCUGUCCCACUUCAAAAGAAGAAUGGGACAGUGCCGCCUUUAAAAAAAACUGCAUCAGAAUAGCAGCAAGACAAAAUUGCAUAAAUGCAAGGGAAAAGUUCCAAUACCACUGUGUGAUCAACGGACUAAGAAAUGAAUUGUUGGAAGUAUGCGCACCUACAAGAAUAAUUUUUAAACAUUGUGUAGAGUUCAAUGUGCGAGGAGGUGUAAUUCAAGAUCAUCUAUCAGCUCCAUGCAACGCAACAUUUCCCAAAUGUGACGAAUAUUAUUUCUCAUCGGAUGCUUACAAAUAUCCAGAUUGUUAUACUCUCGUUUCCAAGAGCAGGAUAAUUUCAAAAUCCCUUACAUCUGAAAAUGAUACAUUUAUAACGGCCGAUGAAUCCAGCCACAUAGAACAGUGGCAAAUCAGCACUAUUGUGACUUUCAUCAUAAUCUUAAUUAUACCAAUAUCUACAACUCUCUUUCUACUUCUAUCCAAAGGACGUGGACAGAGCAUACGAAUCGGAGAGGAAGACAAAUUAUUGCCAACAGAAAUUGCCAUUGAACAGAACAUGGACCGGGAUGUCAGAACUUCAAACCGAUCUAUGGAUCAGCACUUUGCUACAUGUAAAAGUGAAUCUUCAGCAAAUAACAUAAAGCAGCGAUCAUCAAACCAAUUGAAUCAACGCUUUGCAAAAAGUGAAUCUGCAGCCUACAACAAAGCAUCAAGCCAAUCUAGCACUCAGUGCUUUGCUAAAAGUGAUUCUUCGGCUUACAGUAAGUACUUUAAAUUUCUAAUGUUGAUAAAUGGAGAAAGAAAGAGAGCAAUUGCAACCGAAAUUAAAUAUUUUUAAUGAAACAAAAUUCAUACAGCAAAAUGAAAUUCUGUUAUUAAUUUUAUAUAAAUAUUUUAAAGGCUUGCAUUUUCUGUUACCUUUGUCUUAUGAGUUCUCUUCAUCAUAUUUUUCAUCUUUUGAUGAAGCUGAAUAAAAUCCAAUCGUGAACCUACUGUGUAAUGAAUAAGAUGACAAUAUUUUUUCGAUUAAAGAAAUUAUCAAAAUUAUAUUUUUACUAAAAAUAAUAGUGUGUUUAGAUUCAUGGAAGACAAUGCAAAUAACUUUAAGUGGUGUGUACAUGUCACAAUAUAUAUUUUCUUAAAAUAUAAACAUCUCUUUGUAACAUUAGGAAACGCCACCUUCCUACUGAGAUAAUAUCCUUUGGAUAACCCUACAGUUGAUGUUCACCUAAACUACAAAUUUUGCCUCCGAUACUGCUUUGCUUAGUCAAUUUAAGAGCCCAAUACUUUUUCGCAGAUGGUUAUGGCACACGACUAUCAAAGAUCUCGGCUGAUGGGCGAUCAGAUGUUUCCCGAACGAGAAACCCCGUAUUCAUUGACCUAAAAUGUAACCUAUAUCUAACUGGAUAAUAGUGCAGGGUUCGGUCAAAAGUUUUGAUUCUCCUUUAUUCGAUAUGAACAUGUAAUCACUUAAAAUUAGUUAACCCAAAUAAAAUAUCAAACAGAAAACCAGUGGGUUUUUUCAGCUACCGCAUAAGCAAUUAAGUUUUCUAAUAAGCUGUAUGUAAUUUGUUUGUAUUAAAAAUAACAGUUUAGGAAUUAAACGAGAUUUGUAUUAAUUUUUAUGAAAUAUGACAUGAACUUCUAAUUAAGCCAUCAACUAUCUUUUAUUCAUUUUUUAUUAUAUAUUUUUAUCAAUGCUGUAAAGUUAAUAGGGACCUUUUAUGCGGUUCAAAACAUUUGGCAAAGCAAGAACAUAAUCUUGUCUAAAUGGAGAGCAAUGCAAAAGCCAGACAUAAAAUAGUUUUCUUAAAGGAAAAUAAGAAUAUUAGUUUGUUUUUUUUUGCCCCCUGCAAACAACGUUUGUUGAGACUAUAUAAGAAUCCACUAGUCCGUAUGUCUCUCUGUGAAUCGUGCCCGGUUCAUAUAUUUCUUCUUGAGAAACAUUUGAAUUUAAACUUCACAUAAAGAUUGUUUAUGACCUUAUGAUGUGUAAUGAUUUUGACCAAUGGUGAUUUGGGCAAGUUCGAGGUCACUGGAGGGAAAAGUGCAAAAUUUGUGUCCUGUCCAUAUCUUUGUUAUGUAGAAGCAAUUGAAGUUCUUAUACGUACUUCACACAAAGAUUGCUUAUGAUCUGUGGGUGUCAUGCUUUUGACCUAAGGUCAUUUUUGCUAACCUCAAGGUUACUUGAAGAGAAGUGUUUCUGAUACAUUUUUUAGGAACAUUGGGAGUUCUUACUUCACAGAAUAAUUGUUUUUAACCUACGUGUGUUUCAUGGCCGUGACAUAGUGUCAUUUGUGCUAGUUUAAGGUCAUUGUUAAAAAAACGCAAAGUUCCUGUGUGAAUCACAUCUUUUAAUAAAAAAGGAUUUUUUUAUUUUUUUAAGGUCAUUGUUAA
Messenger RNA from Magallana angulata, 2547 nucleotides. RefSeq lists its product as uncharacterized. The transcript is spliced from 10 exons. The record is from RefSeq and is a predicted model, not a curated record. The coding region runs from base 29 to 988 and encodes 319 amino acids. NCBI's taxonomy places the organism in Eukaryota, Metazoa, Mollusca, Bivalvia, Ostreida, Ostreidae.